AUGCAUUUCCCUAAAGAUCGUGUUCAAGUUGUCCUUGAAAGUGAUUUUAUUAAAGCUUUAUUCUCAUACGACAAGGAUUACGAGCAUAUCAACAUUAUAUCAGAUGUAAUUGGAUCAUUGAUAUAUGACCAAUCUCUAUAUUUUCCAUCAUUAAUAGAAAAUGGCUUAUUAAAUUUUUUUAUACAGAAUCCAUCAUGGAUAGAAUACUACGUGACCACCGGAAAACAACUACAGACAAUAUCUAUUUUGACAAUUGCUAAGUUAAUUUCUAUUUCAUUCCCAGAAUACGUUGAUCAAAUCAUUUCUCAUCCAAAAUUCAUGAAUUUACUUUUAAUUCUCAUGAAAAAGCCACAACAACCAUUCGACUGGGAAAUACAGAAAUAUAUACUCAGUAUUGAGACUUAUUAUCAGAUAAUUUUACUUGAGCCAUCAUAUAUCAGUAAAUACUACCGAACAUUAUAUCCUAGUCUUGAAUAUUCGUUUAAUUCUACAAUUGAUAAAGUCAAAGAAACAACUCCUCUUAUUAUUCAAUUAUUAAAGCGAUUUUUCGUUGAAGCCGACUUUAUCGAGUGUCUUGGCAUCGAUACAAAUAAAAUGACGUUUAUUUUAUCAGUUAUUACCAAUGGAAAUGACAAAGAAAAAUCUUCAAUUCUUGAUCUUUUAAUUGAGAUGUCAUCAUGGCCACAGAUAUCAUCUCUUUUGCUUAAAUUAGAUUUCAUCAACUUUUCAAUUGAUUUCUCUCGUAAUAACCAAGAUUUUUCAAAUUUAUUAUUUGAUGUUGUUUCAAACAUGAUGAGUCACCAAGAUAUAUGCGAAAACAUACUUAAUAUUGAUGGUUUUGUUGACAAUUUCGUUGAUUUAGUUCUAAAUGGAAGUAUUAAAGUGUCAAUGUCUUGUUGCUUAUGUAUUUCAUGGAUUGUUUACUACAAAGAUCUUGACUACAUCGAGAAGGUUGUGACUGAUGACGUUUUCGAAACACUUUCGGAUUAUUUGACAGAAAAUUCAGUAAAAUAUGUCAAAAUCAUGCUUGCUGCACUAGAGAAUGUUCUUAAUAAAGAAUCUACAUGCGGAAAGAAACGAUUUCAUCAAUUACUUUCAGAUGAAACUGUUUAUGACCAAAUUCACUCAUAUUUUGAUUCAUCUGAUGAAGAAUUAUCAAUUACUGCUUCUAGCAUUUUGAAAAUGCUCGAUGCACAAUAA
This is a messenger RNA of Trichomonas vaginalis G3, 1200 nucleotides long. RefSeq names its product armadillo (ARM) repeat-containing protein family. NCBI's taxonomy places the organism in Eukaryota, Parabasalia, Trichomonadida, Trichomonadidae. The transcript has a single exon. The record is from RefSeq and is a predicted model, not a curated record. Bases 1 to 1200 code for a protein of 399 amino acids.